Molecule: messenger RNA, 1689 nt
Organism: Helianthus annuus (common sunflower)
Lineage: Eukaryota; Viridiplantae; Streptophyta; Magnoliopsida; Asterales; Asteraceae
Product: PAN domain-containing protein At5g03700
Exons: 1
Coding region: 37-795 (252 amino acids)
Source: RefSeq, a predicted model, not a curated record
UGGAUCACACUCAUAUAAUCUCUCCCACUUUUCAAAAUGUAUGAUAUCCUUUCUGAGUUGACUCGGAUAUACUCGUUCCUCCUCAUCCUCACCGUGUUAACUCACCCGAUAUCCGCUACCACCGCCACCCCCCAAGAGCUUCGGAAAGGUUUUACCGCCACCCCGGAUUCAUCGGUAACCUCAUUCCAGCCUCUACUCAGUGACUCGGUCGGUAACUACUCACUGGGUUUCCUCCGAGUUGAUAAAAGUCAACUCGCUCUUGUCGUUAUUCACAACCCGUCGAAAGAGCAAGUAUGGGCCGCGGGAAAAGGUCUUUUGAGUCGGUGGUCAUCCCAGACUAGGUUGUCAUUCAAUGGCAGUCUAGUAAUUACUGACUCACGAACAGGGGCAUUAUGGUCAAGUCACGCUAACGGCGACCGCGUUCGCCUCUCCAACACCUCUAAUUUAAUAAUAGAGAAAGGAGGAGACAAUUUUUCAAUCAUAUGGCAAAGUUUUGACUUUCCCUAUAAUACCCUCAUGGAGGGUCAAAAUUUCACUAGUGACAUGACACUAGUUUCAUCAAACGGGAUGUAUACCAUGAAGCUAGGACCCGAUUUCAUCGGGUUCUACGCUAAGUUUGUUGCCAGUUCUGACCCGGGCCAUCUUUACUUCCAGCAUAAUCCAAUGGAAGCUAAGGCCCGGGUCAUAGAAGGCGGGGGACCCAUCCGGGUUGUGGUCAGUCCGGAUGGGUUUCUGGGUAUGUACCAAAACAGUACAGCCCCGGUUGAUGUGCAGCCGUUUACUAGCUUCCAGUAACCGGGGACAGGUAACCGUCGGGUUCGUCUAGAACCCGACGGUAACCUGAUCGGGUACUACUGGACCAGAUCAUCCUGGCUGGUUGAUUUCAAGCAAGUACCCGAUCAGUGUGAUCUACCUAGCUCAUGUGGGCCAUACGGUAUGUGCCAACGCGGCAAAGGGUGUUCGUGUUUGGACGACCGGAGGUCUUACACCUCCGGUCGUUGUGACACUGAAGAAAUACAUGUCACCGACGAUGACUUAUGCCGGAAAAAGUACACGGUGUUGAAGAAGAUCGGAGUUGAGUUACCAAACAAAGAGAUAAUGGCUUACACGAUCAUGAAUUCUUUAGAGAAAUGUGCACGUGCAUGUGAAGAGAAUUGCACGUGCUGGGGUGCGGUGUACAGUAACACAUCUGGAUUUUGUUACACCAUAGACUACCCCAUACAAACAAUUGUUGAAGCACUCGAUGAUACCAAGGUGGGUUAUUUUAAGGUGCGUGAGGGUGCAGGGAAAGAGAAUAAGCUUAUUGGGUUAUGGGUUGGGUUAGGUUUGCUAUGUGGGUUAGUUUUGUUAAGUUUGGGAAUUGGAGGGGUGUUUUUGUACAAGAGAGAAAGUAGAGGGGUUAAAGGGUAUGUAGAGGAGGAUGGUGGUGGGGUGGGGCCCUAUAAAAAUUUGGGGUCAGCAAGUUUCAAGUCUGUUGAGUUAAGUGUGAGGUGAUGUAAGCAAUGACGUAUUUUUGGUUUUGAGGGUUUGACUUUGACCAAGCUGUGACUUUGGGUUCAUAGAUCGUGGCUAAGAUGUGUUAAAAGUUCGAAUGGAUCUUAACGGUCACGUGAAGGAGAUAUGAAUUGAUUUGUACAAUUUAAAUGUAUCUAUAUAGGGAUGUUUGAGAUUGGUUAUUUGAUAUUUUAA